UUAACCUCAUCAGAAUGUAUCUAAGGUAUUCCCUGGUGACCACGCAGAUGAUGAGAAAAACUGAAAUCAAGGGGAGGGACUGAACUUUGCAGAAGGCUGGAAGGCAGAUCUUUAUUUCAAUGAACCGAUUUGUGUCUCUUGGCUCCAUUUACCUCUGUGUCCUUCUGACAGAAACCCGCCUUCUUUGCCCAGUUUCAGGAUUUGCCGAGAAAACCCCAGUGAAGCGUAGGUGACAGUCGCAGCAGGGAGAAGAUGCUCUGCAUAGGGUGGAAAGUUUUCAGAUAAGAUGCAAACAGCUUCUGUCUUGUUUUGACAAUGCUGUUCGCGUUGUGUUCAACUGCAAACAAGUUUAGAGUUUCGGGCUGGAAAUACUGGCCUUAAGAGGAGCUUCCGCUGAAAGCGCGUCUGGACGCAACAAUGAAUAAUCCGCCGAUGAGGACCAUGGUUCCGACCAUCCCGUCUGUUAUGUUCAUAUUCGGAGUGGUCGGGAAUGUCAUCGCCAUCGUGGUUCUGUGUAAAACUCGCAGAGAGCAGAAGGAAACCACGUUUUACACGCUCGUGUGUGGCCUGGCGGUGACGGACCUCCUGGGCACACUGCUGGCCAGCCCGGUCACUAUUGCCACCUACGUGAAGGGGUCGUGGCCCGGAGAGGACCCGCUGUGCAAAUACUUUGGCUUCACCAUGCUCUUCUUCUCCCUGGCGGGGCUCAGCAUCAUCUGUGCCAUGUCUGUGGAGAGAUACAUCGCCAUAAACCAUGCCUACUUCUACAACGACUAUGUGGACCAGAAGCUGGCCGGACUGACCCUGGUGGCCAUAUAUAUCUCCAACGCGUUCUUCUGCGCUCUGCCGAUCGUCGGCUUCGGACAGGUGAAGAAGCAGUACCCAAAAACCUGGUGCUUCUUAGAGUGGCGGAGCAACAAGACCAGCGAUGCCGCCUACUCUUACAUGUACGGCGGGUUUAGUUCUCUUCUCAUUCUCGCCACUGUCAUCUGCAACGUCCUGGUGUGCGUGGCUCUGAUGCGGAUGCACCGGCGCUUCGUGCGCAGGAUGUCGCUGGGAACGGACGCGGGGCGCAACAUAGACCCACGGAGGAGAGCACGCAGCUUCGGGCGUCUGGCCGGUGCAGAGAUUCAGAUGGUCAUUCUGCUCAUAGGCACAUCGGCGGUAGUGCUCAUCUGCUCCAUUCCACUUGUAGCUCAGGUGUUUCUGAACCAGCUUUAUAAGACGCCAGUGGAGCUGCGCCUGGACAAGAACCCAGACCUCCGGGCAAUACGCUUCGCAUCCUUCAACCCUAUUCUGGACCCUUGGAUCUAUAUCCUUCUGCGUAAAGCUGUUCUCCUUAAACUUAUUGAGAAAAUCAAGUGUCUGUUUUGUAAAAUUGGAGCAAGAAGAAGGCAACAGAGAAGGGGAAAUUUUCCCUGUAGAGACGCUCAUCACCUCUCCUCGGUCAUCUCCAGCCAGGACACUCCCUCCUUGGUGUCCCAUGACCUGCAAAACAUUAAGAGUAAUUCUCAGACUUUCUUCUACGUGCCAGAGGAAAGUGAGCGAGACAAUGGAAACCGUCCAAAGGAAGACAAACUGUGUGUUUCGCCACCAUCUUCAGUCCGAAACUCACAAGCCUCUUACUCUUCUGAGAAGGGCAGCACGGAGGCUCAAAUGGAAGAAGGAACAAACACGAUUACAGAUUUAUCAACAGUGCCAUGCACAAAAGAUCCAGCACUCCGGGUGACGCUGAAUACAGAGACAGUGGAGGAGAAAUGCAUCUGACUCCUUUCUACAUCAGGAGAUUUCUCAUAUUUUCUUAGUAAGGCAGCCCGUCAGAGUUACUUCUCCAUCAGAGGAGAUGUAAAUUCCUUAAAAAAGGAGUGGGAACACAAAAAUAAUGAUAAACUAAUAUUUUGUUAAUAUGACACAUGCAGUGAGAAAGAUCUGUUAUCGUAAACAUAGCCAUAGAAGAACAGACGCUUUGUAGUUGGCUUGUGGCACCGCAAAAGUUAUGUCUGCCAUAUUGUGGGUGGCAUUUUCACCUUGCAAAACAAUACAAGUCCAAUAAGAGAAGCACAAAAAUGUAUAAAUAUGUUUCAUAUAUAUUAUAUAUAAUAUUAUGUACAUUCAUUUUAGCACUGAUGUUGUUGAGCUCUGAUGCUAAAAUUGAACAAUAUCUGUACAUCAAAGUAGGUGAGUAUACAUGAACGACGAAACAUAGUCUGUUUGAAAUGGACUUAAUUUAGCUCUGAAAAUAUCCAAAACCACUAUGUAAUCUGGGUAAUUUAGCUUAAAUCAUUUUAACCAUUUAAAAAAUAUAUUUAGCUAUUUGGCUUUGUCAAAAAAUAUUAAGGGGUGGAUGUAAGAGUCUUUGACCUUGUUUUACAUGUUAAUUUAAUAAUUAUAAAAAACUAUAAUAAUAGAAAAUACCAUAAUUAUUAUGAUGAUGAUGAUUAUCAUUAUUAUUAUCAUAAGAAGAACAAUAAUAUUGUUGUUGAAAGUUAAUUAAACUGGCUUAAACAAAUUUUCCUUUUGCCACAAAAAUGCCACUCACAUUAUGGCGGCCUGUGACGUCUACUCUUGUAUGUUUAUGAUCGUGAGCACUCAGCUACCUCAGUGAUAACAAACUCUGAAUGCAGGCUUAUAUUCUGUGAGAGAUGUCCUGCAGCAAUCACUGAAGGAAAUGUAUAUAUCAGCGACUGUGUGCAUUUACUGGAGGAACUGUGUCCUCCAAAGUAAAUGUGGCUAGCAAUUCAAAAAAAGUGGGUCACAAGAUAUUGUUUACUCCCAGGACUUUUACAGCAGUGAAGUCCUGGUAGUAAACAUUGGUAUGUGCUGCAAUGGAUAGACUGAUUCUCUAAAACAAACUCUAUUGAUGCUUAUUCAAGACUAAAUCUCAAAAAGUCAAAGUAUUAAAAUUCGUACAGUUUAUUAAAAGAAAAUCAUUUGUAAACAUUAGCUGCUGGUGUACGCAUUUGUCAUGUAUUAAAUAGCCAAAAAGCUAAAAAAUAUCUGUUCACGCAUCAAAAUAUUUUGCAGGUAACAUAUUUAUUCUGUUUCCAAACAUUCAAAAUGGGAAAAAAUAAAUAAAUACAAGUUUUGGUACAAAUAAAUGUGCAUAUUUUGCUUAGAAUCUGUAAAAUAUUUAUAUAUUAAUGUAAGUUAAAUACAAAACAAUCUCUUAAAACCUUAUGCUGCAAUUUCUAAUUCAAACACAUAAUGUUUCCAUAAAUCAUCCUCAGAGCAGCUUUGGUAAUCUGUCAAAGUUUUAAAGCGGUAGUUUGGCUUAUGUAAUGGGGGCUUCAGUGGAGCUGUCAUCGAUCAUCAAUCUUACCUACAGCAGACCGUGUUCAGAGUCGUCUCAGUUUGGAGAAAUAGACAGACGUUCUGUCGAAAAGUCAAACUAACUGCUAUUUUGACUUUGACCAGUUCCAAAAUCAGAUUUUUGAUAACUUAAAACAAUCUUAAAAUGGCGUAUGAUCCACUUUUAAAACUAUUUACUCUGGCAUUAUUUUUGCAUUACAUGAUUUUUGAGUAGGAGGUCUUGUUUUUCUGCUGUUCAUUAGAAAUAAUGUCUCAUUUGAAACACUUUAAUGUAAUUCCUUUUUUGUCAUUGCAUUUUAAAGUGAAAAUCUGUUCUCUAAUGAGAAGUGAAUAAAAAGACACAAAAACAUAAAAUAUAGUCAUAAAUAGUUAAUAUAUCACCAACAUAAAAACAAAAAUUCAGAGCAAAGCUAUUGGUGGCUGAGCGCCAUCUUGAAUCCUUUAUCUUACACACUGUACCCAAUACACUCAGAGUGAUUUUCGGAUGCAAAAGUAAUGCAGUGAUGCAUUAUAUUAUCAGAACAGCUGUAAAACCUUUGAGAUUGUAAUUGUUUUAAUGCCACUAUACAACUGUUUCUGGUCUUGCCACAUAUACUGACGUAGAGAAAAAUGUUGGUUUUAAGGAGUUCUAAACACGGAUAAAGAAGUGCAUGUUGUAAAACAUGAAGUUCUGACUAUUCUGUCUCUUAAGUAAAGCUGCAGUCAGGAGUUCUAAAAAAAAACGUGAACUUAGCCUGAAAAUUUGAAUAUGAACACCUUACAGGUUCCUCCCCCUUGCUCUCUGCUGUGCUACACCCCUCCCUCCACAGCGGAGCCUGUCAUGAACCUCCAGGCUAGGAAGCAGGGCAACCGAUGAAGGCGGACAAACAGCUAUGGCACAUUCAUUGGUAAGAGAAAACAUCACUGAUAUGCUUUACAUUGACUAUGACCUGCCCAUACUAUUUGCACAGCUACUGCACACAGGCAAUCUUGAGCUUGAACAACGGUACGUGAUGUGUGUGGUGGUGGGGGUGAGCAGCGCGUAAAACAUUCCUCCUGGCUCUGAUUGUUAUUUUUUUCUCACCAGGAGCUGUGUAUUUCUGCAAAUAGCAGUAGGACCACUGGGAAGAGUCAGAGGAGCUUGGUUUCGUGCUGUCAGGACAUAGUGACCUACUGGUGCUUUAAGUACUAGUAUUAUGCAGCCCUCAUGUUUUUGUACACCUUGUGUUUAUUUUUAUAACAGGUGCAAAAUAUACACUUCUCUAUUUGCUGAAUAUGUCAGAACAAAUGAAGUAUUUUUUCCUCCUUAUUCAAUAAAUGUCUGGACAUCUCAUAAGUGCCCCCCAAGUGGAUAAAUUAUGAUUAGCUGAUAUAUUAAGAAAGCAGGUUGGACUGGCAUGCUGUUAAAGCAGCUUCAAGCAGAAUCAAAUGUUUAAAAAGACAAUAGUUUGACUGUGGCAGUAGAUUGAAAGUUCCUUUAGAACAGGGUCCUCUCUUAGAAUUUAUUACCUGAGCUAUCAGACAGAACUGCUUUCUCUAAACUGAGGUUGUUUAAAUGGAGGUCUGCUACAGUAAGAUACUGACUGCUGAUAAUUAUUCAACAGAAUAUAUUUCAAAAACAACCCAAACUAUCGCUUUAAUUUUUUUCUAUGUAAGUUGACACCUUCUGCUGUCGUGUUACUUUUCAAACUGCUGUUAAAAUCAGCUAUUAUGAUUAAGCAUUAUCAGCUUUGUGGCUCAGAAUGAACAUUUUUACUGCCUAAUGUUAACUUGUCUCAAAUGGUUGCCUACUGAUAAAACUGCAUUCCCAUUAUUCUUGUUUUUGUAAUGCUUGCUUUUGUGAAAACUGCUAUGAUUUGAUUGGAAUGUGACAUACAAGUGCCCUGUUCAGCAAGAUUUGUUUUAUUUAUUUCAUCAGUUAAUUUAUUAACUUCAAUUUUUGAUGUUUUGUUUGUAAAAUUGUAAGGUGAUUAUUGUUUUUUUAUGCAAACAUGAUUCAGUGUUAAUGACACAGAACAUUUGUGUAAUAAUUUGUGUAAUUAAUAGGUAUAUGUACAUUUAUUGAUGCAAUGCAAAUUACUUUCAAUUCUGUUGUUUCACAAAAACAUGGUCUGUGACCUUCAGGCAUACUGUAUGUCAUCAAUAUAAAGAAGAACUUGCAUCAUGA
Messenger RNA from Girardinichthys multiradiatus, 5455 nucleotides. RefSeq names its product prostaglandin E receptor 4 (subtype EP4) a (gene ptger4a). The transcript is spliced from 2 exons. The coding region runs from base 418 to 1767 and encodes 449 amino acids. Gene Ontology annotation, cellular component: plasma membrane. Gene Ontology annotation, molecular function: prostaglandin E receptor activity. Lineage: Eukaryota; Metazoa; Chordata; Actinopteri; Cyprinodontiformes; Goodeidae. The record is from RefSeq and is a predicted model, not a curated record. Gene Ontology annotation, biological process: positive regulation of cytosolic calcium ion concentration; cellular response to prostaglandin E stimulus; adenylate cyclase-activating G protein-coupled receptor signaling pathway.